This is a messenger RNA of Oncorhynchus kisutch (coho salmon), 1511 nucleotides long. Its product is annotated as homeobox protein SIX6-like. Gene Ontology annotation, biological process: regulation of transcription by RNA polymerase II; eye development. The record is from RefSeq and is a predicted model, not a curated record. The transcript has 3 exons. Bases 337 to 1137 code for a protein of 266 amino acids. Gene Ontology annotation, molecular function: DNA-binding transcription factor activity, RNA polymerase II-specific; RNA polymerase II cis-regulatory region sequence-specific DNA binding. Lineage: Eukaryota; Metazoa; Chordata; Actinopteri; Salmoniformes; Salmonidae. Gene Ontology annotation, cellular component: nucleus; transcription regulator complex.
UCCAGGAAGUGCCUGGCUCCGACGCGACAGUUGUCACAUAUAGCAUAGCUUGCCAAUACCGGGAAAAGACAGGAGAAACAACUUACAUAAGGAACUCGCUGCCAAUCAGAUUUAUUUUUACUAGAAAACUAUAUUUGAUUCAACUAAACUUCCGCAUCACUGGGAGGCUCACUGGGACGUGGUGCGUAAAAGGACACUUCACGCACCAGACAAUUGGAAUGAUAUGACCAUUGGCCAUGUCCAUUUAGCUGAACCAACAUUAUUUUUUUUUGAUAUAUGAUAAUAUAGACUAUUUUAUUUGUUGACAAAGUCUGAGAAGAACGAAAAAGGGGAAAGAUGUUCCCUUUGCCUAUGUUCACCCCGGAACAAGUGGCUCGGGUGUGCGAGAACCUCGAGGAGACCGGCGACAUCGAGCGCCUGGGGCGGUUCUUAUGGUCCCUGCCUGAUGCUGUCCCUGGCUCCGCCGGGGAGGCUCUCAACCGCCACGAGUCAGUGAUGCGCGCCCGGGCGCUGGUCGCCUUCCACGGAGGAAACUUCGAGGCGCUUUACCAGAUCCUCCAGAGCCACCGCUUUACACGCGAGUCUCACGCCAAACUCCAAGAUCUGUGGCUGGACGCGCAUUACCGCGAGGCAGAGCGGCUCCGGGGCCGUCCCCUGGGACCGGUGGAGAAGUACCGUAUCCGGAAGAAGUUCCCACUGCCUCGCACCAUCUGGGACGGCGAGCAGAAGACGCACUGCUUUAAGGUGAGACACCAAGCUGAGAGAACUCGUAGCCUGCUCAGGGAGUGGUACCUCCAGGACCCCUACCCAAACCCGUCCAGGAAACGGCACCUGGCCCAGGCCACGGGACUCACGCCUACACAGGUCGGCAACUGGUUCAAGAACCGACGCCAGAGAGACAGGGCCGCGUCGGCAAAGAACAGACUGCAACAGGACCCCACCCACCUGCCUUCCGGAUGCUCCCCUGAGAGUUCUGUCCAGGAGCGCCACUCCCACCACCCCCGCCUGCUGACUGCCUCCCCCUGUCACCCGGGCAGCCCCGAGGCCAGCGACUGCAGCACCGGCACCGACCCUCGGGGCACCGGAGCCUCCACCCCCGACAUCUCCGUCAGCAGCGACAGCGAGUUUGAAUCCUGAGGUCGGGUCAUUGAGUGCAGCUGGAGAGAGGCUCUAAUUGGUUGAGUCCUCAAGGGAGAUGCUAUUAUUGGUUUUCAGCCAGGAAGCCCCGGCCCCACAGAUAUAGAGACAAUAUAGACACUGUAGAAGUACUAUCUGUCUGUGAGUUGGGAUUGAACACAUUGGCAAAAGACUCGAUAUGGACACUUGAUGUGGUUGCUAUUGGAAGAAUGGGGAGGGGUGGGGGGUUGGGGAUUGGACCAUUCACAAACACAUGCACUUAAAAUGCACCAUCGCACAUGACUGUGAGGUACACGGUUAUUUACAGUGCCUUGCAAAAGUAUUCAUUCCCCUUGGCGUUUUUCCUAUUUUGUUGCAUUACAACCUGUAAUUUA